Molecule: messenger RNA, 1509 nt
Organism: Rhodotorula graminis WP1
Lineage: Eukaryota; Fungi; Basidiomycota; Microbotryomycetes; Sporidiobolales; Sporidiobolaceae
Exons: 6
Coding region: 31-1509 (492 amino acids)
Cellular component (GO): cytoplasm
Source: RefSeq, a predicted model, not a curated record
CUCGCUCCCACCUUGCAGAGCGCACGCGCGAUGGCGACGGUCAACUACUCUCGCCCGAUGCGGCCCUCGACAGACUCUUACUCGGCACGCGACCGCGACGGCACCGCCCACGCCGCACCGACGCUCGACACCUCGUUCACCCGCUCGCAAACGGUCGACGACAUCCUCGGCGCGUACGGCGACUCGCCGACCAAGACGCGGUUCGCGCCCGAGCCUCAGCGCUACGACAGCAACUACACGACGGCCACGACCGCGUCGGGCUCGUCGUCGCGCGACGAGAUGGCCGGCAUGCCCGUCCUCGACCACCGCAACGAGCGCGCCGAGUUGCGCCAGAGCACGCGUUCGAGCAGCACCCGCAACCGGCCGGUCGGCGCCAGCAGGACCAAGAGCAGCUCGGAGCUCGACAUCAUCGACCGCCUCGACAUCUCGGGCCUGUAUGGAGGCGGCAGCUUUGUCCGUCACGAUGGACCCUACGCCGCCGCCUCGACGACCCGCAACCAGGGCUCGCUCGCGCCCAUCGCCGCCUUCGACCCGUCCGCCUUUACCCUCACUCCUUCCCCCGCUUCCUCGAGCGCGUCGUCGAUGCGCCGCGCCCACUCGAGCGGCCUGCCCGCCUCUUCGGGGCUCGCGAGGUCCGAGGGCCCGUACGGCGCCGCGUCCAAGGCGCUCACCGGCAGUAGCAGCAGCCCGGGCGCUCGCGGCGCAGGAGGAGGAGGAACGCGGCGCGACAUCUCGCUCGGGUACCCGAGCCAGCGCGAGGAACGCGGCAAGGGGCAGCAGCUGCUCGAGAUCUACGGCGUGCAGGACAACGAGGCGUGGGAGGACUAUGGGCAGGCGACGUACGACUCGAAGGCGGCGUCGAGGGAGAGCGUCUUGCCACCGGGCGCGCCGGGGAGGACCAAGGAGGAGCGCUUUGCGCGCACGCAGAGCAUCUGGGACAUCGAGGCGACCCUCAAGGCCGGCAAGCCCGUCGGCCAAGCACCUCCUCCCGUUCCCGUCAUGCCCUCGGCCUUCGCCGCCCCCGAGCUCUCGCCGUCGAACAAGCCCAAGCGGUCCAAGUCGAUCGCGGCGCGCUUCCGAGCCGGGCGCAAGAACCCGAACAGCCCGAUGGGCGACGACCUCACGGUCCAGGUCGACGACGGCCGCGAGGCGGGCCAGGCCGGCAGCGCGCCGACGAGCCCGACCGACGACCGCCCUCGCGGCGGACGCGACUGGCCCUUGACGGCGUCGAUGCCGGCUUCGGCGUCGGACGCGACGGCGUCGGCUUCGGCGUCGGCCAGUCGUCGCGGGAGCGAGGCGGCCGAGCGCGGCGCACCGCUCGAGAUCCGCACGCAGGCGCUCCGGUUCGAGGACCCGCCGGCGCCGAGGAGCCCGGUCGACCGGCAGGGAGGGUUCGGGCGGACGUGGACGGACGAGGGCGCCGGCGGGUCGCCGACGACGAGCAAGAAGGAGAAGGGCGGGCUCAAGAGGCUGUUCAGCACCAAGCGCAAGCUGAGUCGAGCCGACUAG